Molecule: messenger RNA, 1095 nt
Organism: Chrysochloris asiatica (Cape golden mole)
Lineage: Eukaryota; Metazoa; Chordata; Mammalia; Afrosoricida; Chrysochloridae
Gene: LCTL
Product: lactase-like
Biological process (GO): carbohydrate metabolic process
Molecular function (GO): beta-glucosidase activity
Source: RefSeq, a predicted model, not a curated record
AUGAAGCCAGUUCGGGUUGCCACCUUUUGGUGGGUGCUAACACUGGUGCCCAGGCUGGGGUCCAACAGGAAGGGGUUCCCAGAAGAGGCCUCCUUCUACUAUGGAAUGUUCCCACCUGGCUUUUCCUGGGGUGUGGGCAGUUCUGCCUACCAGACAGAGGGCGCUUGGGACCAGGACAGGAAAGGGCCCAGCAUCUGCGAUGCCUUCAUGCCCAGCAGGAAGGGGAAGGUGCUAGGGGAUGAUGAGGCAUGCGAUGGUUACUACAGGGACCAGGAGGACAGAGCUUUGCUGAGGGAAUUGAACAUGAGCCACUACCAAUUCUCCCUGUCUUGGCCCUGACACCUACCCACAGCUGACCAGGUGAAUGAAAAGGGAGUCAAAUUCUACAGCAACUCACUGGUCACUGACGCCCUUCUGAAGAGCAACAUCACCUCUGUGGUGACCUUGCAUCACUGGGAUCUCCCACAGCUGCUCCAGGUCAAAUGUGGCAGGUGGCAGAACGGGAACCUCAUCAACUACUUCGGGGACUACUCAAAUCUGUGCUUUGAGGCCUUCAGUGACCUUCGGGCAGCACAUCACAUCGUUAAGGCCCACGCCCUCGCCUGGCAUUCCUAUAACACCAUAACUGUUGACAUCAGGCACUCCAAGGACAUGGAGGCUGCGAGAUACCUACAAUUCUGCCUGGGCUGGUUUGCAAACCUCAUCUAUGCUGGUGACUAUCCUCAACUUAGGAAGGACCGUGUAGGAAGAAAGAGUGCAGAGCAAGGUCUGCAGAUGUAGAGGUUACCCGUGUUCUUACUCCAGGAAAAGAACCACAUUAAAGGCACGUUGGAUUUCUUGGGAAUAGGUCAUUUCACUACUAGGUACAUCAAAGGAAGGCACUACCCCUCCUGCCAAGGGCCCAGCUACCGCAACAUCAGUGAUUUAAUAGAGAUAGUUGACCCAAACUGGCCAGACCCGGGGUCUAAAUGGUUGUAUUCUCCACUGUUAAGUCACAUGCAGAUGGUUACGGAGACGGUGGUAACCACGGUCGUCACCCUCUGCAUACUAAUCACUUCGGUUCUACUGAUGUUCCUGCUUCGGAGACAGAGUUGA